AUGAAUUAUGAAGCCGAAAGAGCUAUGAAUCAGAAGCGAUUGCGAAUGGAGGGUGAACCCGGCCACGGUGUUGUUCAGGGGAAUGGUUUACCUCUCAAUUAUAUUGAUAAUGGCCACCAAAUACCUUAUCAACCGUAUGCGGGCGCAUAUAACACUCACUACCCACCUCCAGAUGCUUUUGCCGCGUAUGGGCCACCGCCUCCGGGAGGUUAUGCCCCUCAGAACUUAUCAUAUGUGCCACCAGCACAUCAGAACUAUCCUCAUCAUCAGAGUUUCCCGCCACAACAGCCGCCGCAGGCACAACUUCAUAUGCCACAAUCCCAUAUGGGUAAUUUCAAAUUUCAAGGUUAUGGAGAUGUUGUCCAUAAACCAGCCUGGCCACCACAACCGCACUUGCUUCCACCACUUGACACCCAAAAACCUCUAGACAUUAAUAAGUUGAAGUCUGAAAUUAAACUGGAACCAACGGACGCACAUAAAAGACCACAUCCUGAAAAUGAAAUUAUGGGUGGUGAUUUAGAUCAACCGAAAAUAAAAAUAAAGACAGACAUAUUCAAGCCGGAUGACUUAGCUCACAGACCGGACAAGUUGAGUGAUAUUUCUCAAAAGUCUCUGGAUGUAUCACAGAAGCCUACAGAUCUUCAAAGUAAAGAUAUCAGCCACCCAAUCAUUGGAGCCGAAAAAAUUACAGACAAACCAACCGAAGCGUCUAAACCAGAGGGAGCUAGCGAAGGAGUGGUCGAAGCACAUCGCAGUGCUGAACCUAGCGCCACAGUCAGCGACAAGAGUGAAGAGGACAGGAAACCGUUUAGCAGUCCAGAGCUUCCAAAGUCUGGCUCGAUGCCAGGCAAAGUGCCUACUCCCGGUAGUGAGGCGAAGAAGCGCGGGCGGCCCAAGGGCUCCACCAACAAGCCCAAGGCGCCGGGCGCGUCCCCGGUGCGAGGCGCGGCCCUGCCCCCCGCGCCGCGCGCCCCUCCCCCGCGGCCCGCUCCGCCGCCCGCGCGGCCCCGCGCCGCCGGCUACCAGUACGCCAUCAGACCCUUCCGGAAGGACUUCUCUGGCAUUCAGUUUAGAAGGCGAUGGAGCGACGACUGCCUGGACUCGUCGCACAUCCCCAACGAGGUGUACUUCGGCGACGUGCCGGUGUCGCUGGAGGUGCUGUACAACUACUACGACGCCAACGCGGAGCGCGAGCGGCUCGCGUCGCAGGCCGCGCACAUCGCCGCGCAGAAGGCGGCCGCCGCCAAACUCGCGCAGGCCAAGCUCCAGGCGCGCGGCCUCGUCUCGCAGGAGGUCACAACGGUGGACUCAUCAUCAUCAGACGACUCUUCGGGAGAAUCCGGCAGUGAUUCAGAAGAAAGCGAUGACGACGUACCUCUAAAGCGUGGUCCGGGGCGGCCGAAGGGUUCCAAGAACAGUCCGAAGGGCGCGGGUGCGGGCGGGCCGGGCACGCCGGGCGGCGGCGCCACGCCGGGCCGGCGCGGCCGCCCGCCCGUGCCGCCGGAGAUGAGGCAGCCGGGCAUCACGGACAUGAAGAAGUUCUGUAAAGCUGCCGGCAUCCGGUUCGAUUAUAAGAAACUUGUUGAAGGUUGUACGAAAAACAAAGAACGUGUACAGAAGAUGUUAGACUUACUCAUAGCGGCAGGCUUAGAAGGCAAGCCGACAAUAGAGAAGUGCCAAGCGUUAAAGAAGGCCAAGCAAGACAAGAAGGAACAAGAGAAACAGGCGAAGAAAGACGCGAAAGUAAAAAGUAAAACAACGACGCAAGAGGAUGGUACGGAGACGUCGGUCCCGCGGCGCAUGACGCGCGGCGCGACGGGCGUGAAGCCGCGGCAGCGCAUCGUGAUCUCGUCGGACGAGGAGGACGACACGCCCGCCGCGCGACGCACGCUCUCCAAGCUGCGCUCCUCCGUCAACGACGACACUGACUCCGACUAG
Molecule: messenger RNA, 1938 nt
Organism: Arctia plantaginis
Lineage: Eukaryota; Metazoa; Arthropoda; Insecta; Lepidoptera; Erebidae
Source: the annotation of a GenBank genome assembly